AGGCAGGGAGGCAGAGAGAGACCCGCCGGGAGAAAGAGAGGGAGAGAUUCGAUCCUUAGCGACCGCGACAUGGAGCUAAGGAUGAGAUGCAUGGUCCAGCUUGGUUUAGGCCGCGGGCGAUCGAAUAUAUGCUCUCUACCCCUCCCCUCCCCUAAAGCGUGAGAUGGACGUAGUCCGUCCGGCCGAGCGCUUUGGCUUUUCAAGCUGGAGGCACGUUGCCGUCCGUCCCCAGAUCUCUCUCCCUAUCCCCGCCCCGGAAUUCUGAUUCAGUCGCCAAGUUGCUGCAGAGGGCAGAAGAACUGCUGGAAAGCGAAAGAGAGCUGGCUCUGGUUCUGGCUCUCGCCAAGCUAAGCUAUACCCUCCAUCUCUUUGUUCUCUUUGUUCGCCCGCGCGCCUUUAAUUAUUCCUGCCAUUAAACAAUGCCCUUCGCUCCACUGAGAGCUAGCUGUAGCGAAAUUCGGCCCAAUCCUCCCUCUGUACGGUGCCCGUCCCUCUCUUUUCAGAGAAAGAUCCUGCGUGCUCCGGUGCUCCCUCCUCUCCUCCGGGUAUAUAUUUGCUGCCUGCCCUGACAUACCUUCCCUACGCCAUAUCGUCGAUCACACACACAUACAUACGCAAAGGGAGCUGCUCUACCCGGCCGGAGCGGUUGAUUACCGCGUGCCUUAGCUUCGGGCUUUCAGCAAUGGCGACGCACGACAACUUGCCCUGCUCGACUUCUUGGAGAGAGCUCACACGCACCAGCUGGCGGGACGACGAUUACAGGAGGAUGGUGAUGGCGAGCCUGAUCGAGGCGGUGUACCUGCUGGAGCUGGAGAGGCAGGAGCGGCGGGACGCGGCGGAGGUGGCGCAGCAGUGGUGGAAGCCCUUCAGCUACCGCCUGGCGCACGAGCUGGUGGACGAGCGCGACGGAUCCGUAUUCGGCGCCAUCUUCGAGCGGGACGCCCACCACCUGUUCGACGGCCGUGACGACGCCGACCGCCGCGCCGCCCCGAGCGCGGUGAUCGCGUUCCGGGGCACGCUGCUGCGCGCGCCCACCAUCCGGCGCGACGUGGAGGACGAGCUCCGCCUGCUGGCCCGCAACAGCCUCCGCGGGUCCGCGCGCCUCGCCGGCGCCAUGCGCGCGCUCAGGGACACCAUCGACAGGUUCGGGUCCGAGAACGUCUGCCUCUGCGGCCACUCCCUCGGCGCCGGCUUCGCGCGCCAGAUCGGCAGGAUGCUCAUGGCCUCGUCUCGUCCUCAGCAGCAGCAGCAGCAGCAGGGGACGGCGUCGCUCGAGUUCCACCUGUUCAACGCGCCUUACCUGUCGCUGCCGAUGGGCGUGAGGAGGGUGGUCAGGACGGCGGACUGCCUUGUCAAGACGCUCCGCACCGGCGCCGCCGCCGUCGGCAAGUGGCACGGCAAGGCGCUCAAGAACGUUGGCUACGCCAACUGCGUGCUCGGCUACACCAGGCUCGACAGCGGAAGCAGGAGGUUGUUCGACUGAGGAUCCAGGAACCCAUCCAACUGAAAACUAGAGGUGAACCCAACUGUACUUCCCGAUCGACCCAUCGAUCUAGCAGCUUGUACUAGUAGAAUUCAAUUCAAGAAACCAAUAAGCAUCUUUGCCGACCUGAGGAUGCACGGCUUUACUAGGUAGCUAGCCUUGCAUGUUUUGUUUGUACAUGUUAAUCUCUUUUGCGCUAUCAAUUGUGAAUUAAAUCAGUCAUGUGUUGUUGUUCA
This is a messenger RNA of Brachypodium distachyon (stiff brome), 1719 nucleotides long. Its product is annotated as GDSL esterase/lipase At4g10955. NCBI's taxonomy places the organism in Eukaryota, Viridiplantae, Streptophyta, Magnoliopsida, Poales, Poaceae. The record is from RefSeq and is a predicted model, not a curated record. Bases 683 to 1483 code for a protein of 266 amino acids. The transcript is spliced from 2 exons.